Molecule: messenger RNA, 6744 nt
Organism: Sitodiplosis mosellana (orange wheat blossom midge)
Lineage: Eukaryota; Metazoa; Arthropoda; Insecta; Diptera; Cecidomyiidae
Gene: Hel89B
Product: TATA-binding protein-associated factor 172
Exons: 11
Coding region: 891-6629 (1912 amino acids)
Molecular function (GO): ATP-dependent chromatin remodeler activity; TBP-class protein binding; ATP hydrolysis activity
Source: RefSeq, a predicted model, not a curated record
UAUAAAUUUGAAAAUCAUGGAUGCUACAUGGGAAAAAAGUAGAAUCUUGCAAAAAACUCUAAAACGGGACUCAGUUUCAGUAAAACUACACUUAAUUGUACAGAAAAAACCAAGUUUAAGAAAAGGAGGAAAAAUAACAACAAGAUCCUAGAAGGAGUACUAUGCGUUUUUUUAGUUUUAUUGUGUCUAAAUGUUUACUUAUUUUUCGACUGCGUCGGUAUUGAGAUAUUCGAACAAAAAUCUAUCCCGUGCGUUUUCGAAGUGUUAAAUUCAACAAUAUCUCAACAACAAGAGAAAACAACCCGUUUUUGUUUUUCGCGACAAAUUUUGAAGACAAAUCUAUUUGGCAUUGUUGGCGAUUUUCAUUGCCGUGACUUCGAAUAAAAUAUACAACAGCAAACAAAAAUAAUUAAAUGAACGAAAGAUAGAUAGAGAGAGAGAGAGAGAGAGAGAGAGAGAGAGAGAGAGAGGGAGUGAGAAAGAGAAAGAAAGAAAAAAAACACUUAAAACUUAGUUGAGUUAAUCGCAGUACGUUUACUUUACAUUCAACCAUCCAUUGGAUUCCGUAUGUGUUUACGCGCAUGUGAAAGUUAAUGCAGUUAUAUAAAAUGGUAUAAAAUUAAAUAAAAAACAGCAACAUUUAUAAUCAUAAAUACGAUUAAGAGCACACACCUUCACCUAGACCAAAAAACGCUCUCAGCACCAUAAACUGAUGGCAGUAACGUAAACGAACCUAAAAUAAGUAAACAACAAACCAGAUAUAUACCAAAUAGGCAUACAUAAACUAAAUCUGAAACGAAAAAGGGGAAACAAUUCCAUAAAUUUAAUGUAUAUACAAUUUGUAAAAGCGAAUCUCAGCGAGACCAAGCGAGCAACAUUUAUUGGAAAAAAUGACGUCAAGAUUGGAUCGAUUAUUUAUACUACUGGAGUCUGGCUCGUCCCCAGUUACAAGACGAGCAGCAGCCAAACAAAUUGGCGAAGUUCAAAAAUUACAUCCACAUGAAUUGCACAAUUUACUCUCAAGACUGUUAGUUUACUUGCACAGCAAUGUAUGGGAUACGCGAAUCGCUGCCGCCCAAGCCGUUGAGUCAAUUUUAAAUAAUGUUCCACAAUGGAACCCCAAACCGUCUUCAGUGAAAACAGAAAACUUGUCUAGUCGCAAUUUCGAAGCCAGCCGUCUCACAUUUGAGCAAUUUAAUUUGGAAACUGUAUUGGAGAAAGGGGCACGUCUAAUCGGUUCGGAAGGUAGUGAAUUUGACACAGAUGAUGCCGCAGGUGGUUUAGAUGAUACAAACAAUGGGAACGAACAUGAUCGACUGACCCGCCAACGGAUGCAAUUGAAUGAAAAACUUGGACUGUGCCAAUCGGGGCUAUUGAACAUAAACGACCUCGUUUCGUUGGAUGAUAUGCGAAACACAGCAAAUAAAUAUGAACCCAAUAAGUCUUUGUUACCAGUGCAAGAGGUCCUGAAUUUAGAUUCAAUUGGAUUGACGUCGUCGUCGUCCACAACGGCGUCAAUGAGCUGCCGCGAAUUGAACCGUCUGGAAAGAUUACGGCGAAAAUCACGACAACAACAAACAAUUACGAGCAACAGUGGAACAGCAACCAAUAACAAUGUGACCUCGUCAAGUGCGAGUGGAAUGCCAGCUGUGUCUUCAUCGAGCGCUACGUACAGCAGAAGUAAUUCAACAAGUAAUGGAUCUAUCAGCGACGAUCAACCCGAAACAAAAAAAAUCAAAUUAAAUGAAAACGAUGCCACAUACUCGAUUUCAGAAUCAGUACCAGAUGGUACCGGUGAAUGGACUGAUGCAACAACAGAUUGGCCACUUGAGUCGUUCUGCUCCAAAUUGUAUUUGGACCUGUUCAAUCCGCGUUGGGAGAUACGUCACGGAGCCGCAACAGCGUUGCGUGAACUGUUCAAAAUACAUGCGACAGGUGCCGGAAAAAGUGUUUUCAUGACAGCAGAAGAAAUGGAAGAAAGCCAUGUACGAUGGCUAGAAGACGCUGUUUUGCGUUUACUUUGUGUACUCUCACUCGAUCGAUUCGGGGAUUUCAUAUCCGAUCAAGUCAUAGCACCGGUUAGAGAGACAUGUGCACAGGUACUUGGAAUUGCAUUGAAAGCCAUGCCGACCAAUGUUGUGCAGAGCACAGUCGAAAUAUUGAUGCGGCUUAUGAAACAUAAUGAAUGGGAAGUUCGCCACGGUGGUUUGCUCGGCAUAAAAUACAUGCUCGUUGUUCGAGAGGAUUUGAUGCAAACAUUCUUGCCAUUCACCAUAAACAACAUACUGGCAGGACUUUUCGAUCCAGUUGACGAUGUUGGCGCUGUAGCUGCUUCCACUUUGAUUCCAAUCGCCGGAUCUCUUCCAAAACUGCUGAGUAUCGAUCAAGUGUCAAGUAUUGUAAAAAUGUUGUGGGAUCUUCUGCUUGAUCAAGACGAGCUUGCAUCAGCAUGUAACAGUUUUAUGGGGUUACUAGCAGCGAUUUUGAGUCUACCAAACGCUAGCCAGUGGUUACAAAUGGAGCCAAUGAAUGUACUAAUACCACGCUUAUGGCCAUUCCUCAGUCACACGACGUCAUCCGUUCGAAAAUCCACGUUACAUACAUUGAAAACAUUGACACAAUGCAAUGCAAUAAUUGAAACGACAAAUGGGUCGAACGAGCCGGCGUGUAGCAACGAUAAAAUGAAACUGUCAGAGCAAUCAGCAAGUGAUUUCAAUAAAAUUGUCAAUGUGAAUGCCAAAAAUUUGUCACUUAACUUUGGUGUUAAAGAGUGGCCAUCUGCACUGCUCCAAGAAUCUCUUCGCCAUAUUUACCAACGUGUUCUCGUCGAGCAUGUCGCCGAUAUUCAGUCGAUUGCCGAAGAUGUUUGGGUGAAUUUAGUGACCAAUGCUGAGUUGUCGGCUCUUUUACAUGCAGCGUGUCCGUAUGUAUCGGCUUGGAUGUGCUUGGCAAUGCAACCGGCUCGGCUGGCUUUCGACCCAUCCCUGAUGACUUAUGCAAAAACCAAUGCAACAAAGGAGCGUAGCAAAAGGCAAAAUGAUCUCGAUUUGAGUAUUGGCGGCGAAAAACACCAUCCAAAGAUGUAUUUGGGUGGUAUCGAAACCACUCCGGCUGAUGUCAGAGAACGGAACAUACCACGGGCCCGAUGCAUUGCGGCUAAAAUGAUUGGACUGCUAUCGAAAUAUUUAAUUCUGCCAGCACCAGGCGCUGUUUAUACAGUCGACGUAGAAAGUCCGAUUCAGUGCUACACAAAACUAUUGAUUGGUUAUCUAUCGUCGCGGUCAGCGCUGCAACGACUCAUUAGUGGUAUGGUCAUUUCAUUUUGGGCUGUAAACGAUCCAGGAUCUCGGCCUGGACCACCUGUUCUCCAAGAAAAAUUACAUCAAGUAUUGAAUGAAUUCGUUUAUUACGACGAAGUGGCAUUUCUGCUCACUCGACUACUGCAAGAAUCUCGCGAUUUUAUAGCCACAAUGAAACAAUAUAAAAUUCCAUUCAAUGACUUUGACUCAUUCAAAGUGCUGACAAUCGAUCAGAUUCAGGCAUUAGCCACAACACACACGGAAAAUUUGCGACAAAAACAUCCGUUCUUAAAAACAAAAACGGUCGAAUUGCUCGAAGAACGCCGACGCAGUCUCCAACAGUCACUCGCACAAACCAAUCACGAACAAAACAUCUUGAAUGUGAGCACUUUGGCCAUUUUGGCUGGAGCUACAGUAAACAUGGAAAGUAUACCAGAUCGUCUUAAUCCCGUAGUCAAACCACUGAUGGAAUCAAUCAAACGUGAACGAUGUCAGAUUAUUCAGCAACUGGCCGCACAAUAUUUAGUCAAAUUGCUAGACUUUGUCCGCAAUCGCAAUCCAAAUCCGAUCAAUAAAAUUGUGAUUAAUCUUUGUCAUUUGCUGAAAAGUGAUUUGGAGUUUACACCGAGAAUCAUGGUUACGGAAAAAAUGAUCACAGACUUUGAACCAAAUGAAGCCGAAACCGACAAGCAGAAUCCAUACCACGGAAUGCUUACGUUAACCAUACAAGGUAAAGGCGUCGAUAGCCAUACAGUUUCUACUCCACGUGGUCCUGGUCGACCGCCCCUCAAUGAUGUCACAAUAGAAGAUCUAGCCGAAACAGACGAUCCAUGUCGUGAACAGAAUCGGAUUCAACGCAUCGGCGCACAAUUUGCCAUUCAAGCCAUUUGCACAUAUUUCGGCAAAGAUUUGAUUGAAAAAGUUCCAAUAUUUUGGGGUUUAAUCAAAGACACCAUCAAGAUUAGAGACGAAGACAUUUGUGCAUUUUAUGCGACUGGAAAUGAUCAAAAGCCAGUGAAUUUCGAUCAGUCGAAUGAACUAAUUCUGUGCCUACAAUUGAUCGAAUGCUCUGCAGUGGCCAUUCACCCAAGCUUAUCCGAUGAUCUAUUAGAAUUAUUACCAAAAUUGAAUUUGUUGCUAAAACAUCCUCUAAAGGCGGUUCGACAUAUGGCCGCACGGUGUCUCGCAACAUUGGCUUUAAUCGAUUCGUCCAAAGUGAUGGAUAUGAUCGUUAAGGAUGGUUUAAUACAAUUGCAAACAAUUGAAAAUUUGAUUUAUCGCCAGGGAGCAGUUGAGGCGAUAAGUUGUAUUGUGAAUAAGCUGCAAUUUGAAAUUGUUCCCUAUGUUUUGUUGCUAAUCAUUCCGUUGUUGGGAAGAAUGAGCGAUCCAGAUAAAACAGUCCGUCUGCUAUCAACACAUUGCUUCGCCACACUAAUCCAACUAAUGCCAUUAGAUUCAGUAUCUGAAUCGAAAUCUUCGAUACUUUCCAAAGAUCUUUUAGAGCGCAAGACAAAAGAUGAAGAGUUCCUCGAAUGUUUGUUCUCACCAAAAAAGAUACCAAAUUUCAAUGUACCUGUUCCGAUUGAUGCUGAACUUCGAAGCUAUCAACAGUCGGGUGUGAAUUGGUUGUGGUUCUUAAAUAAAUAUAAACUGCAUGGAAUUCUCGCCGAUGACAUGGGUUUAGGUAAAACGCUGCAAGCGAUAUGUAUAUUGGCAGGUGAUCAUCAACAACGAAUGCUGAACAAAGACGCCAAUUUUCCGAGCUUGGUUAUUUGCCCGCCGACAUUAACCGGACACUGGGUUUAUGAAGUGAACAAGUUUGUGUCGAAUGAAUUUUUGAAGCCAUUGCACUACGUUGGUUUCCCCAAUGAACGCGAGAAGCUGCGACCGAAAAUUUCAUCACACAAUUUAGUUGUUGCCUCUUACGACAUAGUUCGCAAGGACAUUGCGUUUUUCAGUCAAAUUCAUUGGAAUUAUGUGAUUCUAGACGAAGGUCAUAUCAUAAAGAACGGCAAAACGAAAUGUUCACAGGCAAUGAAACAACUAAUAGCCAACCACCGACUUAUUCUAUCCGGUACACCAAUUCAAAAUAAUGUACUCGAGUUGUGGUCAUUGUUUGAUUUCCUGAUGCCCGGCUUUCUUGGCACAGAAAAGCAAUUCUGUAGUAAAUUCAGUCGUCCCAUUUUGGCGAGCCGUGAUGCAAAAAGCUCGGCCAAAGAUCAGGAAGCUGGAGCACUGGCAAUGGAAUCAUUGCAUCGUCAAGUGUUACCGUUCAUUUUGCGAAGAGUCAAAGAGGAUGUACUUACCGACUUACCGCCAAAGAUAACACAAGAUUUACUAUGCGAACUGAGCCCGUUGCAAGAGCGUUUGUACGAAGACUUUAGCAAAACGCAUCUCAACUCCGAUGAUCUGAACGAAUGCUUGGAAUCCAUCGAUCGGUCGAGUGAUGGAAGUGCGUCGGUGCGUAAAACCCAUAUUUUCCAAGCGCUUCGGUAUUUGCAAAACGUAUGCAACCAUCCAAAAUUAGUACUAACCAAAGAACAUCCCGAAUACCAAAUCAUACAAGACGAUCUAGCCAAAUCGAAUCGAACGCUCAACGAUAUCGAUAAUGCGGCCAAAUUACCUGCACUCAAGCAACUACUGUCCGACUGUGGCAUUGGAAAUGAAGCAUUCAAUGGCGAUCCGCUGACACCAAUUAACCAGCAUCGUGCCUUAAUAUUUUGUCAAUUAAAAGCCAUGCUCAAUAUCGUCGAAAAUGAUUUAUUGAAGAAGCAUAUGCCAACUGUGUCAUAUUUACGGUUAGAUGGCAGCAUACCAGCGGCGUCGCGUCAUCAAAUUGUCACAAAAUUCAACAGCGAUCCAAGUAUUGAUGUGUUACUUUUGACCACACAGGUGGGUGGACUUGGGUUGAAUCUUACGGGUGCUGAUACAGUCAUAUUUGUUGAGCAUGAUUGGAAUCCAAUGAAAGAUCUUCAAGCAAUGGACCGAGCCCAUCGAAUCGGCCAAAAAAAAGUGGUCAAUGUUUACCGACUCAUAACGCGAAAAUCGUUGGAAGAGAAGAUAAUGGGUUUGCAGAAGUUUAAGCUCCUCACAGCUAAUACGAUAGUUAGCGAACAAAAUGCAUCGAUGGACACCAUGGCAACAGAACAAUUAUUUGAUUUAUUCACGCUAGCGGAUGAUGCAUCAAAAACCAAUAAAAUUAAUAAGGAUGGUAAACAAACGAAUGUUAGUUUAAAACAAGCGCUAGAAAAUCUUCCAGAUCUAUGGGAAGACAAGGAAUACGAGGAGGAAUAUGACAUGACACAAUUCAUUAAAACACUUAAGUCGUAAUGUGGAAGAAAAUAAACGUUUUGAAUAAAAAGUGUUUUUCAUUCGAAAAGAUGUAGACUUAAGAAAAAAUCAAUCGACCUUGAAUGAAUAAAACGUUCUUGCUCAAUCAUAUAAA